Nerophis lumbriciformis (worm pipefish) is the source of this 1161-nucleotide messenger RNA. The record is from RefSeq and is a predicted model, not a curated record. Lineage: Eukaryota; Metazoa; Chordata; Actinopteri; Syngnathiformes; Syngnathidae.
CUAGCUUUGGGGUCCUCAAUUAGCGGACCGCGGUCGCACACCUCUCUCUACGCAAUGCAGUUAGCACUAAGCAAAACGUUUGGUCAGAAGCCAGUUAAAUUUCAGUUAGAACAAGAUGGGGACUUUUACAUGGUCGGGUCGGAGGUUGGAAACUAUCUGCGUAUGUUUAGAGGCUCCUUGUACAAACGAUAUCCGUCUUUAUGGAGGAGGCUUGCUUCAGUGGAGGAGAGGAAGAAAAUAGUAGCAUCAUCACAUGCCACUAGUGUUACUCUGCUGAAGGCAUCUGAGUGUGAGGAGAUCUUUGAAGGUAAUGAUGACAAAUACAAAGCAGUGUCAAUCAGCACGGAGCCACCGGCAUACCUCAGGGAGCAGAAAGCCAAAAGAAGCAGUCAAUGGGUCCCAACACUUCCCAACAGCUCCCACCAUUUAGAUGCAGUGCCUUGUUCCACUACCAUCAACCGCAAUCGCAUGGGUCGGGACAAAAAGAGGACCUUCCCACUGUGCUUUGAUGAUCACGAUCCUGCUGUGAUUCAUGAGAAUGCUGCACAAGUGGAGGUGCUGGUCCCAGUUCGCCUUGACAUGGAGAUAGAUGGGCAAAAACUCCGGGAUGCUUUCACAUGGAACAUGAAUGAAAAGCUGAUGACCCCAGAGAUGUUUGCAGAAAUUCUGUGUGACGACUUAGACCUGAAUCCACUGGCCUUUGUCCCUGCCAUUACCUCUGCCAUACGUCAACAAAUUGAGUCAUACCCUACUGACAGCAUUUUAGAAGAGCAGGCAGACCAAAGAGUCAUUAUCAAGCUCAACAUCCAUGUGGGAAACAUCUCUCUCGUGGACCAGUUUGAAUGGGACAUGUCGGAACAUGAGAACUCCCCUGAGUCCUUUGCACUGAAGUUGUGCUCUGAACUAGGUCUCGGGGGUGAAUUUGUGACCACUAUUGCCUACAGCAUUCGAGGACAACUGAGCUGGCAUCAGAGAACAUACGCCUUUAGUGAGAACCCACUCCCAACAGUAGAGAUUGCCAUUCGUAACACAGGUGAUGCAGACCAGUGGUGUCCACUGUUGGAGACACUAACAGAUGCUGAAAUGGAGAAAAAGAUCAGAGAUCAAGACAGGAACACGAGACGUAUGAGACGACUGGCCAACACUGCACCCUCCUGGUAG